Messenger RNA from Bursaphelenchus okinawaensis, 1351 nucleotides. Lineage: Eukaryota; Metazoa; Nematoda; Chromadorea; Rhabditida; Aphelenchoididae. The record is from the annotation of a GenBank genome assembly.
AUGAAAAAACGAGGAAUCAAGGUCGUGGUGUGGCAUCGUUGCCUCGUGCCUUACUGUAAUGUGACCAGAGCCACAAGGUCAGAUCAAAAACGUCUGGAGGUCGGUGGGCUACAAUAUAAACCAAAAACUGUUUGGUGACAAAUUCGGUUGUUGUGAAAGAUUUUGACCGUUGCGGUAAAGAUUUAAAAACAAAUAAUAAAUUAUUAAAGUUUAUUGAAUAACAGCUCAAGCUCAAACUUGAGUUGAAACUAAUAUUGAAGCUUUGGCUUUGGCUUUGACUCAGACUCAAGCUCAAGGUGUAACUCAAACUUAAGGUUAAACUCGAGAGCAAGCUGAAUUUGAAACUCAACUUCAAUUUCGGUCUACGGCUAAAGUUCCAGUCACAGCUCUGUGGUGCUUAAAGACUAAGGCUAAGGCUGAGACCAAGGCCAAGGCCAAGGCCAAGGCCAAGGCCAAGGCUAAGGCCAAGACUAAGACUAAGGCUAAUGCUAAGGCUAAGGCUAAGGCUAAGGCUAAGACUAAGACUAAGACUAAGGCUAAGGCUAUAUUGAUAAAUUGCUACCACUGUAUUUAUACCUUUUUCGUUUAUUUAAUUACAUUUAGUAAGUAUAUUUUCUUCUUUUUGUAUUUUUUUCGUUGACAAACCACGUCAACGCCCAACAACAAUUUUUUGUUUUUGGCAACAAAAAAUGCGCAAAAACAAAAUGAAACACGACCCAUCAAUCGUUGGUUCCACGAUGAAAAAGAAGUGUUUUUUAUGGACCUACGAGGGUCGUCGCGUGACCGGAACCGUCUUCCGAACUUAUGGAAUCAUAAGGUCGACCGGUUGUAAUUGUCGGAUGACUAGUCGUUAACAGAAACCGUUUCUGGCGCUUUCGAAUUGGCUUCUUCGGUUUGAGAAAACAAGUGAAACUUGAGCAAAAAGUGAUGCAAAACAUACAUUUUUUAAUUACGUUGUUUCAAAAAGAAUGGCAGAUUUGAAAGUUGAUUUGUCUGCAAAAAAUGAUCAUACUUUCAGGGACAACUUAUAUAAUAAAGUUUAAAUCUGUUUAGCAUGUAUAUUUAAAUCUCUAGAGUUGGAUUAGGCGGAAAAAUAGGCUUAAGGUUAAAUAUUGUCUUAAAUAUAGGCUUAGUUCAAAGAGUAGUCUUUUGCCUAGACUGGUUAAGCUUAUGCUUAAGGUUGAUAGAUUUUUGUCUAGGUUAUGCCUUGCCUUUGCCUUUACCUUGUCUUGACUUAGGCUUUGCUCUGCUUGAGCCAGAGCUUAAACCUGAGCCAGAACCAGAGCCAGUAUCUAAGCCUGAGCUAGCCUUAGCCUUUGCUUUAGCUUUAGUCAAAAUAAAACUUAACUAG